Messenger RNA from Geodia barretti, 180 nucleotides. Lineage: Eukaryota; Metazoa; Porifera; Demospongiae; Tetractinellida; Geodiidae. The record is from the annotation of a GenBank genome assembly.
UCGUGGCUUUUCAGAUCUCCAUACAACAACAGGCUUUUCUUUUGUACCAGCUGCCGAGACAAAAAAGGCAACGGUAAUACGUUGUUUGUUCUUCUUACCACCAUGGCAGCCCUUCCCAAACCCACGAUCAGCCGCUUAAGAUUUCUGGAAGUCUCUCCUUCCAGGAAUCAACUGUUUCUC